This is a messenger RNA of Mercurialis annua (annual mercury), 500 nucleotides long. Its product is annotated as aldehyde dehydrogenase family 2 member C4-like. Lineage: Eukaryota; Viridiplantae; Streptophyta; Magnoliopsida; Malpighiales; Euphorbiaceae. Bases 1 to 468 code for a protein of 155 amino acids. The record is from RefSeq and is a predicted model, not a curated record. The transcript has 3 exons. Gene Ontology annotation, molecular function: aldehyde dehydrogenase (NAD+) activity.
AUGACUAAAAAUUUAGGAAACUUUGGAAUAAAGUGUAGCAUCAUUGGUCUCAACGGCUUCGCCCUCACUAAUCCGGAUCCGACCCACGUCGCGCACCUGACAUGGUGGAUGAGUCUGCUGCGGGGAUUUUCUGCAUUCACAAGAUUCGAACCCGAAACCUUACUUAACGAUAUCAAGUCGCUUACCACUUGGACCAACCCCGCAAGGGCGAAGAUUAUGAUGAAAUUCGUGGACUUAAUUGAUGAGAACAUAGAAGAAUUAGCAGCAUUAGAUACAAUUGAUGCUGGGAAAUUGUUCAGUUUGGGUAAAGCUAUCGACAUUCCUUCAGCAGCGAAUAGUCUGUGUUACUAUGCAGGUGCAGCAGAUAAAAUUCAUGGAGAAGUGCUGAAAAUGUCUCGAGAGUUACAGGGGUAUACUCUGCGAGAGCCCAUUGGUGUCGUUCAAUGGCGAAGCCACUUGAAGCAAUAGGUGGUCAAUUGACCACCUUUUGCAACAAAAAA